GGCCAUGUGAAUACAACCACGGGACUCCAGAUCAGCGGGAACAGACAUCACCUGAACCAACAGAAUCUACUCACCGCCUCAUCUGUGACUGGGAUUUCAUUUUGGUUUAAUUACGCUUAAUCGUUUGGAUUUCUCCGAGCAGUGAGCCUCGGCUGCUGUACUAGAGAAUCAGUGGGGAGUAGCCACAGGAGCCUCUGCGCCCAGGGCAGCCAGACACACCAGAGGAUUCCUCUUACGCAGUUACCGGAGACCAGCGGGAGUCAUCGCAUUACUUUGGUGAAUUACUCACGCUUCUCCUGGGCACCGCUGGUGACAAAACACCGGCGUGAUCAUGCUACAAAAUGGAAACGGGAAGGAGCAACCGCAAGCGCCAAAAGCCGAGGCAGAGCCGGACAGCCCUAUACAGCAGCAGCCCGAUCCCCCGGCCACCGACAGAAAGGACGCCGACACCGAGCCCACACACUUGCUCACGCCGGUUUAUCCCAAACUGGACAUAAAACGCAACGCGGUGACGGACGAUUAUAAGAUCUCCACUCAGGUUCUGGGCUUAGGGAUCAAUGGCAAAGUCCUACAGUGCUUCAAUAAGAAGACUGGAGAGAAGUGCGCAUUGAAGAUUCUGUACGACAGUCCCAAAGCGCGGCGAGAGGUGGAGCUUCACUGGCGAGUAUCAGGAGGCCCGUACAUCGUUCGCAUCCUUAGCCUGUAUGAGAACAUGCAUCAUGGGAAGAAAUGCCUGCUCAUCAUCAUGGAGUGUAUGGAGGGGGGAGAGUUGUUCAGUCGAAUCCAGGCCAGAGGAGACCAGGCCUUCACUGAGAAAGAGGCAUCUGAGAUUAUGAGGGACAUUGGCACGGCCAUCGAUUUUCUCCACAACAUUAACAUUGCGCACAGAGACAUCAAGCCGGAGAACCUGCUGUACACCACUAAAGAGAGAAACGGGGUCCUUAAGCUAACAGAUUUUGGCUUUGCUAAGGAGACCACACUACACAACCCUCUACAGACCCCCUGCUAUACACCAUACUAUGUGGCUCCUGAGGUUUUGGGUCCGGAGAAAUAUGACAAGUCCUGUGACAUGUGGUCUCUGGGUGUCAUCAUGUACAUCUUGUUGUGUGGCUUCCCUCCAUUUUACUCCAACACGGGCCAGGCCAUCUCACCAGGGAUGAAGAGGAGGAUCAGGAUGGGCCAGUACGAGUUCCCCAACCCAGAGUGGGCUGAAGUGUCACAGGAAGCAAAAGAUUUGAUCCACCAGCUGCUGAAGACAGACCCUAAUGAGAGAAUGAGCAUCACUCACUUUAUGAACCACCCCUGGAUCAAUCAGUCCAUGGUGGUUCCCCCCACCCCCCUCCACACCACCAGGGUCCUGACUGAAGACAGAGAGCUGUGGGAGGAUGUAAAGGAAGAGCUGACCAGCGCUUUAGCGACCAUGCGUGUGGACUACGACCAGGUGAAGAUCAAGGAUCUUGAUACUUCCAGCAACCCCCUGCUCAACAAGAGACGUAAGAAGGCUGCUGCAGGGGCCAAAAGCGGGUCCACGGUCUGCCAAAGUCAGUGAGACCCAGAAGGGAGGAGAAAUAAAUUUGGAGAGGAUCGUUUAGGGAGCAGCUGGGGACUCUUGAGACACUGGACGUUGAGGAUGCGUUCUUGUAAAGGGACAACAGCAAAGUCAGAGCUGGACAUUUAUAGGACAUAAUAAGACAUGAAGUGUGUCUCCUGUGAGUGAUAGAAAUCAACAGCUCUGCUCAGUGCAGGCCUGUCUGUUUUUAAUUACUACCUGUAUGUAUGUCAGUUUUAGAUCCUGUGUGCAGACAUGAAGUAUUUGUAGUGGUAAUGUUUUGUCUAUUUGGAUGCUAGGUUGCCUGUUGGAGGCCUGUUUGAGCUAAUGAUGCACUAGUGUACAGAUGACACACAGACAGACAAGCCAACAGCCUGUGAAACUAGAACACUCACCAUCACCUGUAUUGUCUUAAUUCUGUCUGCCUUCCUUUUAGGGGCUAAAGCAAAGUCUGACACUGUCUUGUCAAUAAAAUGUAGCCUCCAUAAUGACGUUCAGCUCAACCUGAGGGAGUACUUUUAAUUAAAGCGACAAUAAAAUGGCUUCACGCUAUCAAGUGAUAUAUUGUCCUCAGGCAGCGCACAUGUCUGCCUGCCGUGUCCUGUCAGCAUGAGAGCUUUAUGUUACCAGCAGUGGGGUAAUGGAUGGUUAUGCAUCAUGGAUGGAAUAUGAUACUUUUCUUGAGAAAAGGGGGUGUGUGAGAGGUGUUGGGAGUUGAGUAAGAUGCUUCCAGUAAGUAGUGGCCACAGCUUUGCUUCAUGUCAAAACAUGGUCAUGACAGUUAAGCCUGCAAUAAUAGAGACUGCCUUUGUCCCAGUGGUUGUAAAUAAAACUUUUUAAAUCAA
This is a messenger RNA of Monopterus albus (swamp eel), 2394 nucleotides long. It is a transcript of the gene mapkapk3, whose product is annotated as MAPK activated protein kinase 3. Bases 332 to 1549 code for a protein of 405 amino acids. Gene Ontology annotation, biological process: protein phosphorylation. The transcript is spliced from 11 exons. Gene Ontology annotation, molecular function: ATP binding; protein kinase activity. The record is from RefSeq and is a predicted model, not a curated record. NCBI's taxonomy places the organism in Eukaryota, Metazoa, Chordata, Actinopteri, Synbranchiformes, Synbranchidae.